AUGGCACCAAAGCAAGCGCCCACCUUCCCUCCAUCCACCAACAAACCAAUUCCAAGCCCACGCUCAACAUGCGCAUGGGGAAUUAAAGUACGACAAGUCCGUGAGAACUCCCCUGUCUCCCCAUCCCUCCUCUUCGCCACGCCAAUCCGCUCCUUCACUACUGCACCGAAGCGGAAACGUUCGUCUCGCGAAGAUGAAGACAACAUCAAAAAUGAGGACAAAGGCGAACAAGCCCACGAACAAAGACGUGUCGCCAAAGUCGCAAAAAGGAAGGAGAUACCAGACACAGCGUACGAUGCCGAUGACGAGGAUGAGUACAACACUGAAGAGAUAUCUCUUCCAAUCAUAAUACCUGAUCCUCACUUCUGGUAUCGGGCUGCGACGGGGCAAAGCCAGUACCAGGAAUAUUGGUACCCCGCAGUACCAUCACAAGAACAGCAAGAGAGCAAGGAAGACGGGUGA
Molecule: messenger RNA, 462 nt
Organism: Alternaria viburni
Lineage: Eukaryota; Fungi; Ascomycota; Dothideomycetes; Pleosporales; Pleosporaceae
Exons: 2
Coding region: 1-462 (153 amino acids)
Source: RefSeq, a predicted model, not a curated record